Lathyrus sativus (Indian pea) is the source of this 1680-nucleotide messenger RNA. Lineage: Eukaryota; Viridiplantae; Streptophyta; Magnoliopsida; Fabales; Fabaceae. The record is from the annotation of a GenBank genome assembly.
AUGGCUAUGGAAGAAAACAAACGUGAUGUCAAAGACCAACCUACCAAAACAAAUAGAGGAGGAUGGCAUGCUGCCAUCUUCAUCAUAGUUAUGGAAGCUGCAGAACAAUUUGCAAACAUUGGAUUGAGUACAAAUUUGAUUUUAUACCUCAAUAAAGCACUUAACGAGCCAUUAACUGAAGCUGCUAAGAACAGAAACACUUGGGUUGGUGUUUCUUCUAUCUUUCCUUUGCUUGGUGGAUUCAUUGCUGAUUCAUAUCUUGGUAGAUUCAAGACAAUUAUCAUUGCAUCUCUCAUCUAUCUCUUGGGCAUGCUUUUGUUGACAGUAUCGGUCUCGAUACUAAAAAAUAAGAAGUUAUUCUUUGUCGCGCUUUAUAUAUUGUCUGUCGGUGAUGGCGGGCACAAACCAUGCGUACAAACGUUUGCCGCCGAUCAAUUUGCCGAAGACACCGAGGAGGAGAAAAACGCCAAAAGAUCAUUCUUCAACUGGUGGUACUUGUCAAUUGUCAUUGGUUCGGUUUUUGCCGUGUUCGUGAUCGGAUACCUAAUGGAAAAUGUAAGUUGGACUGUUGGGCUUGUAGUGUUGGCAUCAAUGUUGGCUAUAGCACUGUCAAUAUUCUUGCUAGGAAUGAAAAGAUAUACGAAGGAACGCCCAACAGGAAGUCCGAUCACUAGUAUUGCCCGAGUUUUUGUUGCUGCAGCUCGUAAGUGGCGCGUGAAAAACACGCCUGGUCGAGAUAAUUAUUGGUACGGUAAUGAUCAUGAUAGCUUACAUACUUCACAAUCUCCGCCCGUAAUUCAAACUUUGGCUCACACCGACCAAUUAAAGUUUUUGGACAAAGCAAUGAUCAUUGAUGAACAAGAUACAUCAAGAAAGGAUAUAAACCCUUGGAGACUAUGCUCAAUGACGCAAGUCGAAGAAGUGAAGCUCGUGAUUCGUCUCAUUCCUAUAUGGCUAACUUGCUUAAUGUUUACCGUUGUUCAAAGUCAGUUAGGAUCAUUUUUCGUCAAACAAAGUAGCACAUUAGACAGAUCAACGGUACAACAUUUCUUAAUUCCUCCGUCGGCGCUUCAAGGCUUAGUUGGAAUUGUGAUCUUGUUCGCAGUGCCCCUCUAUGACAAAGUUUUUGUCCCAUUCGCUAGAAAAUUUACAGGGCACCAAUCUGGUAUAACCGUUUUGCAAAGGAUCGGAGUAGGUCUUUUUUUGUCGAUAUUUACAAUGACUGUUGCAGCUCUUGUCGAAACUAAAAGGAUUGAUGUUGCUAAGAAUCAUAAUCUCUUAGGCAAUACUCAUGGCAAAGAAAUUACUAUACCAAUGAGUAUUUGGUGGAUGUUACCUCAAUACGCUAUUUGCGGAGUUUCGGAUGCGUUUACGAUUGUUGGACUUCAAGAAUUGUUCUAUGAUCAAAUGCCGGAUUCCAUGAGAAGUUUGGGAGCUGCAGCGUAUCUAAGUAUAGUUGGAGUUGGAAGUUUUGUUAGCAAUGGUAUUAUAAAUCUUGUAGUGAUAAUAACUUCAAAGAGCGGUGAAAAAUGGUUGGGAAGUGAUUUGAAUAAGGCACAUCUUAAUUACUUUUAUGGGGUAUUGGCUAUGUUAAGUGCUCUAAAUCUUUGUGUUUAUUUGUGGAUAGCCAAAGGGUUUGUGUACAAAAAGAGACAUGUGGUUGAAACAAGUACAGUGUAA